AUGCAAGUGACGCAUUCGGAGGGAAGCUCGGAACGGGAUCAACUUCGGGAUGAUCUCCCUCCUUCACACUCCAACAUCUCCAACUCAAGUCAACAGUAUUAUGAUUUGAACCUGAUACUUGAUUACCCUUCCAGUCUGGCACUGGGGAGAAUGCAAUUCGCCGUACCUCCGCGGAGGAGUCCGCUCCCAAUCGCACGAUCAUCGCGAACACCCUACCGAAGAAAGCAGCUCAAGACAAUCGCUAUCUUCAGCUUCGCAAUCCUCUCCCUCCUCUACCUCUUACACCACUUCUUCUCCUCAAUCUCGACAUCCGUCGCCGCAUCAGCAGGCACGUCAGGCGUUGUCAUCGUCACACUACUUGAUCGCAAACAAUUCAGUGAGAGCUAUGUGAAGAAGAUCAUCGCAAACCGGGAAGAUUAUGCAAAGCGCCACGGGUAUACAACCUUCUUCGCCAACACAGCCGACUACACCGAAGCAAUCGGCGACGCCCCACAAAGCUGGACCAUAGUUCCAGCAGUGCGCCACGCACUAGCAACACACCCCAAAGCAGCAUACAUCUUCCACCUAAGCCCGCACUCCCUAAUCAUGAACCCGAGCAAAUCACUCAAAUCCCUUAUCCUCGAGCAAGGCCGGUUGGAAUCGCUCAUGUUGAAGGAUACACCCGUCGUCCCACCAGACAGUAUCAUCAAAACAUUCACACAUCUCCAAGAAAAGGACGUGGAUCUGAUCCUCACGCAAGACAAGGAGGAUCUCAACCCUGGCAGCUUCAUCCUCCGGAAUGGAGAGUUCGCUAGAUUCUUCCUUGAUAUUUGGUUUGAUCCGUUGUAUCGCAAUUAUAAUUUCGCCAAGGCGGAGAUUCAUGGGUUGGAUCAUAUCAUGCAAUGGCACCCAACUGUCCUUGCCCGCACUGCCUUGGUACCUCAGCGAACAUUGAGUUCGUAUGGAAAGGAUUCCCCGGCUGCGUCGUUGGAUGGGGUCUACCAGGAUGGUGAUCUUGUUGUUCAUUUCCAGGGCUGUGAGGAUGCCGAAAAGGGCCGUGAUUGCGUGUCCGAAUUCGAGCCGUAUUAUAAGUUAUGGCUUAAGAAGGUUAAGAGUGACUAG
This is a messenger RNA of Penicillium antarcticum, 1101 nucleotides long. RefSeq names its product putative alpha-1,6-mannosyltransferase subunit. Gene Ontology annotation, biological process: protein N-linked glycosylation. The transcript has 3 exons. The record is from RefSeq and is a predicted model, not a curated record. NCBI's taxonomy places the organism in Eukaryota, Fungi, Ascomycota, Eurotiomycetes, Eurotiales, Aspergillaceae. Bases 1 to 1101 code for a protein of 366 amino acids. Gene Ontology annotation, molecular function: alpha-1,6-mannosyltransferase activity. Gene Ontology annotation, cellular component: mannan polymerase complex; Golgi membrane.